Molecule: messenger RNA, 915 nt
Organism: Danaus chrysippus (African queen)
Lineage: Eukaryota; Metazoa; Arthropoda; Insecta; Lepidoptera; Nymphalidae
Source: the annotation of a GenBank genome assembly
AUGAAGCUAAUUGAGAGUAUUACUAAUUAUAUAACAUAUCUCAAUUAUCGUCUCAAAGACAACAGCAUUGAUAGCAUCAUAUGGAUCGUAAACUUAGUUCCUUCAAGAGCGGGUUUUUCUAUUUUAAAGGAUAAAAUCUCUGCACCCUUUUGGAUUUUACAUUUUUCUCUACUGGUGUAUGUGUAUGGGGCUGGAACUGUCAUGUACCAAUUGCGUAUUGCUUCAAGUACCCGAGAUUUUAUCAAAAGUUACGUUAACAUCACUCUUAUAAUAUUGAUCGUUAACAAUAGUUACUGGUAUAUCAAAGAAAGACCUCUCUUGAGAACAGUUCUAAAGCAGGUGAUCAAAAACGACAGUCUUGCUAAGGAGACAAAAUUAUUGCAAGAUAAACACGAGAAGCUGCUAUCUGUAAUAAAGAAGAUCAUAUACAUAUUUUACGGAUUCAACCUAUUUGAUGCAUUCUUCAUAUAUAUACCGCACCGCAGUGACGUCAACAAUAAUCAUUAUUCUAUGACUUCUUGCGUUGGUCUGGAGCCUCUUACGGCUACACCAAAUAGACAAAUUUGCAGACUAAUCCUUGCACUCCAAGAGGUGACGAUAAUGACUGCAGUUCUCAAUUACCAAACUCUUUUGUUAUUUUUGAUUGCACACACAGCGGCAAUGUACCGUAUGCUAUCGGAAGAAAUGUUGUCAUUUGAUAAAUUGAUUAACGCUUCGGAGGUUUUUGAGAAUGCAGUAUACAGUUGUGGUUGGGAGAAGUUUGACCUGAAAGAGCAGAAGACGAUAUAUGUAAUGUUGUUGCAAGCUCAAAAGCCUGUAACGCUUUUGGCUGCGGAUAUUAUUCCAGUCAAUAUUUCAACUUUCGCAACAACAAUCCAGGCUAUGUUCAAAUUUGUAACUGUUGUAAAACUAUAA